This is a messenger RNA of Acanthochromis polyacanthus (spiny chromis), 2788 nucleotides long. It is a transcript of the gene rhoh, whose product is annotated as ras homolog family member H. The transcript has 2 exons. Gene Ontology annotation, molecular function: GTPase activity; GTP binding. Lineage: Eukaryota; Metazoa; Chordata; Actinopteri; Pomacentridae. Bases 746 to 1330 code for a protein of 194 amino acids. The record is from RefSeq and is a predicted model, not a curated record. Gene Ontology annotation, biological process: small GTPase-mediated signal transduction.
CACACCUCCACACUCCAACAAGCGGAUGCGUCUCACUUGACUUUUUCUUCUCAUUUCGCUCCUCUACGGACCCAGCCAGAUAUUUAAAAAGAUGUCGCAAUAUUUCACCUCUGUUUCGGUUCAAAUUGACGGCGGUGGAGUUUAAAGGUGGCCGGUUCGACUUAUUAUCAUUACAGACUCACUUUUUCUGGAGUUUAAACCUGUUUUCUGUGAGCACAGCGCUGCCUUCAAAGGCGGCAGCCAGCAUCCGUUAAAGAUCGAGAAGACCGACAAGAAAGUAAAUUUCCCUCUUCGGUGCCAAGAGGUUUGAUCUGUCUGGAUGGAAUGAUGAUCUUCUUGAUAAUCAGAGAGAAGGACCAGAACCUGACCAGGCUGCUGCAGAGGCCGAGCGGAAGUGAGGCGAGCCAAGAUGGCCUAAAGAAAGAAGAGGUUAUGUAAAGUGUAUAUAACACUGUACUGACUGUACACAUCAACUGUAUAUAACAGACAUUUGAGGACUCAGAGGAGGCCCAUCAAAGGCCAGUUCAAUUAGCUGAAUGACCUUUACAGGAGAGCAUCUCUGGUGAUGGAUUUUCCGCUAAGCCUGCUACCAAACCUACCAUCUGCAUACGGAAGUACAGCGCACACAGAGUGAUCGCUGCUUUGACUUCCUGGCGGACCCUGUAAAUCGACCAGAACAGCUAGAUCUUUGACUUCCUCGGAAGAACCGCAAACAUUUUGAGGUGUGAAAUAACUAGAGGCAGCCAUGAACGGCUAUCCGGAGAUGUCAGUGAAGUGUGUCCUGGUUGGGGACAGCGCUGUCGGCAAGACGGCCCUGCUGGUCCGCUUCACCUCGGAGACCUUCCCGGACACCUACAAGCCAACAGUGUUUGAGAACACUGGGGUGGAGGUCUACAUGGAUGGUGUCCAGAUCAGUUUGGGACUGUGGGACACAGCGGGCAACGACAACUUCAGACAGAUCAGGCCGAGAUCGUACCAGCAGGCCGAUGUCGUCCUCAUCUGCUACUCUGUGGCAAACCCGAGCUCUCUGGCCAGUAUCCAACACAAGUGGAUCGCUGAGGUUCGGGAACACUUGCCCAAGGUGCCGGUGCUGGUUGUGGCAACCCAGACAGACCUGAGGGAGGGCGUGCAUCGGGCCAGCUGCAUCUCACCAAUGGACGGGAAGCGUGUGGCACACGAAAUCCACGCUAAAGGCUAUCUGGAGUGCUCCUCGCUGAGCAACCGCGGCGUGCAGCAGGUUUUUGAGUACGCAGUGCGGACUGUUGUGAAGCAGGAAAAGAAACGGGCCAGGAGGAGCAUGUUCAGCAUCAACCAGUGCAAGGCCUUUUGACCUCCAUGUGGUGGACACCUGAGCCUCUCGUCAGACUUUUAGUGUGCGGUUCAAACUCAGCUGACCUCGCAGAGGAGCAAGAACCUAAAAUGUGAUUGCUCAGAUAUAGCUAGGGGUGUGUUUCACUAACCUCCCAAAAUGUAUUUCAAACUGAGUAUGCACUGAUUAAAAAAUAUACCCCAUGGACCUUAAUGCGUGUGCACAGAGAUGGAAGAGGAUCUAUGUUUGUGAGAUCCAGGGGAGUAGUCAGACGUAGUGCUGAUUCUUACAUGGAGUUGUGUCUAAUGGGACGAAGGAUUUUUGACAAAGACUGUUACUUAAUUAUAGUGUUUGAAGACUGACGUGUCAGUCUACAGUCACAUCAGCAAAUGAACUUUAUAGGCAGAAUACACCAAAUAAACGCAUUUACUAUCACAAAUAAAGCGACACAAGCAACUUUCUGUAGUGGCACGGAGCUAUAAUGAUAUGAUGUUCACAUCUGAUUAAAUCCAAUGUAGAAAACUCUUUUUUAUUGAAAGAAAUUAGUAAAAAGGUGUGUGAGCAAUGAUUUUAACUAUCCAUAAUAGGAUAAUGUAGGUGGCUUCUCAGAUAGCGUGAUGGAAAAAUUUUGUUAGGCUGUACAUGCAAUACAUUUCUCUAUAUGUUCUUCAAAGAGGAAUCGUAUUUGUUGUGACGAGGAAAUGAACCGUUGACCAGGAAAAAUACUGAUGAAAAUGCCUACAGGCUGCUCGUUUUCUCUAGAUUUUACAUGUAUCCUAUUUAAAUGUGUCAAAUCUGUCAAACAAGUUUCUAUUGUUUUGGAUGUUUCCAUAUCAGCUAUUGAAAAAAUUAUAAUGACCUUAAAAAUGUGGAUUGAAAAUGAAUGAAAAAGUCUGCAGACGUAAUUUGCAGACCCACCUAAUGUUUAUUAUAAAAUAGACAAACGCAAGACAUCAGCAUUUUCUGAAAUGUUCACAUUUUAUUAAAAUCCUGCCACAUAUCAGUGACUACCACCAGUAGAUUUUUGUACAUUGUUGUUUUUUUUAUUGUUUAUUGUACACCUUCUUUUAGAAAAUACAGCAGAAAUAUCAACAUACGACCUUCUGUCUGCAUUUUGUUUCUUUGCGUGGUGUUUGUUGAACAACUAACUCACUCAAAACUAAAUACAACUACAGAAUCAACCAUUUAUCAUUUUUGCUUUAAUUUAUCUGUACAGUUUGUGUAAUUGUACAGUUUUGACCCGUAAUGGGUAACUGAAUGAAUAAACACAGGGAAUUAGCAAAUCUAAAAACUGGAAAAAGUCUGCAUAAUUAUCAAUCAUUUAUGACUUUUCAUUUGACAGUUUUAGACCUAUAUUUAUCAUUUUUGUCGUUUUUUGGUCUAAUGAUAUUGAAUUUAAAGUUGUAUUUGUCCAUCACUGCUCACGUUUAUCUGUCUUCCAUUACUUACUGGUCCUGAAUAAACUUUAUAAGAAUCACA